UUAGACAAAGGAUCAGAAAUGUAGAAAGAAUACAAUAAUCGAUAACUGAAUUUCCCACCAAAAUACUUCGAUUCAACUUCCGUCCACAACCCACCAAAAACCCCAAUUUCACAACUAUCAACCUUUUUUUUCAGAUUACAUUUUAGUUAUUUCAUGAAUCACAAACCCUAAUUUCCAUAUCCUUUUCCCCCCAAUAAUGGCGUCAAUCAUCACAUUCAUCAUCUUCUUCUUCUCUCUAAUUUCAUCAUCAUUAUGUCAAAGUCCGAUUUACUCGGCGUUUGUCGUGAACGCCACCGCGUUACCGCCGGAAGAAACCUACGAUUACAUAAUAGUCGGCGGCGGAACCGCCGGUUGUCCGUUAGCCGCCACAUUAUCAAUCAGCCACCGUGUGUUGCUUCUUGAAAGAGGUGGUAUGCCACAUACAAACCCUAACGUGAUGCGCCAAGAAGGGUUUAUAUCCACUCUUAGGCGAGUCGACUCGUCGUAUUCUCCGGCACAGGCGUUUGAAUCGGAAGAAGGCGUUCCAAAUGCUCGAGGACGUGUUCUUGGUGGCAGUAGCGCGAUUAAUGCAGGAUUUUAUAGCCGAGCGGAUGAUGAGUUCUAUAACCGAUCAGGUAUUGAUUUUGAUCUGAAUGUGCUUGAAAGAUCGUAUCUAUGGAUUGAGAGAGCGAUUGUGUUUCAACCGGAGUUGCAGUCGUGGCAACGGGCUCUUCGGGAUGGGCUAUUAGAAGCAGGGAUUAGGCCUUUUAAUGGAUUUAGUUUAAGACAUGUAAUUGGUACCAAAAUUGGUGGGUCCACGUUUAAUAGUUCGGGUCAUAGGCAUAGUGCUGCUGAUCUUUUGAAUCUGGCUAAAGAACAUAAUAUAAAAGUUGGUGUUUACGCUACUGUUGAGAGGGUUUUGUUUGAUGAGUCGAAUGCUGCUAUUGGUGUUGUGUUUAGGGAUGAUGCAGGACAUUAUCAUCGUGCAAUGUUGAGGGAGAACGGAGAGGUUAUUCUGUCUGCAGGGGCUAUAGGUAGUCCACAUUUGCUUCUGGUGAGUGGUGUUGGUCCAAGGGGGUAUCUUUCGUCUUGGGGGAUACCGGUGGUUUGUCAUUCUCCGUUUGUUGGACAGUUGUUGUAUGACAAUCCUCGAAAUGGGAUAUCUUUUAUUUCACCGACGUUACUGCAGCAUUCUCUUAUACAGGUUGUGGGGAUUACUGAUUCUGGUGCUUAUCUUGAAGCAUCAUCUAAUGUGGUUGGGAUUACUAGCCCUGUACAUUCUACUUUCACGAGGCCUGCUCAUAUGCAUUAUAGUGUUGCAAGCAUUAUGGAGAAGAUUAUAGGACCAUUGUCUGCCGGGACACUUAGGUUAGCCUCCACGGAUAUUGCAGUGAACCCGACUGUGCGUUUUAACUACUUCAGCAACCCGGUGGAUUUACAGAGGUGUGUGAAUGGGACAAGAAAGAUUGGGGAGGUAUUAAGAAGCCGGGCUAUGAGUGGCUUUAGGUUCUGGAGAUACCCUCGUGCAGAGUUUAGGUUUGUGGGUGCGAGUUUGCCUGCAAAUCAAUCCAGUGAUGAGGAGAUGGGGGAGUUUUGCAGGCGGACAGUGAACACAAUAUGGCAUUACCAUGGGGGAUGCGUAGUGGGGAGGGUGGUAGAUUCGAAUUUAAGGGUGCUGGGCGUUGGUUCACUUCGAGUGAUCGAUGGCUCUGUGCUCUCGAUUUCACCUGGAACUAAUCCACAGGCUACUGUUUUGAUGCUUGGAAGGCACAUGGGUUUGAAGAUUUUGAGAGAUAGAAUGCGCAAAUCAAGCACCUGAUUCCCUUAGGCUUUUAGUGUUAUACCACUUGUUGUAUUCACAUAUUCAUUCAUUAAUACUUGUUUCUGUUUAAAAAAAAAAAAAAAAGAAAAGUCAGUAAUACUUGUUUACAUGGCUUGUAAAAAUUUUGGCCUGAGAUUAAUAAAAUUUCAAAGUUUUAUAUGCAA
This is a messenger RNA of Erigeron canadensis, 1965 nucleotides long. RefSeq names its product (R)-mandelonitrile lyase-like. Gene Ontology annotation, molecular function: oxidoreductase activity, acting on CH-OH group of donors; flavin adenine dinucleotide binding. The transcript has 3 exons. Lineage: Eukaryota; Viridiplantae; Streptophyta; Magnoliopsida; Asterales; Asteraceae. The record is from RefSeq and is a predicted model, not a curated record. The coding region runs from base 197 to 1798 and encodes 533 amino acids.